AUGCAAGGUAGAUCAAUUGCAGAGAAUAUUGCUAUUUCCCAAGAGCUUCUCAAAGAUUUAAACAGAAAGGUUCGGGGUGGUAAUAUUGUGCUUAAGUUGGAUAUGGAAAAAGCCUAUGAUAGGUUAGAUUGGUAUUUCCUAAAGCAAGUUUUAUUCAAAUUUGGUUUCUGUUCCUCGUGGAUCACGCUAGUUGAGAAAUGUUGGGCCAAUGCUUGGUUCUCAGUGCUUGUUGAUGGGGAGGCUUCAGGAUUCUUCAAAUCCUUGAGAGGGAUGAGGGGUCUUGCAUCCUUGAGGGCUUUGAAGUCGUUCCUUGAUGGAUAUCAACAAGGCAUGGGGCAAAAAGUCAACCUUCAAAAGAGCUCUUUCCUCCACUCUCCUAAGCUGGGUGAAGCUAGGGUGAGAGCAAUUGAAGCGAUUCUUGAGAUUGCUAGGGCGUCAAGGGUGUUCAUGUAUUUGGGAGUCCAUUAG
Messenger RNA from Magnolia sinica, 468 nucleotides. RefSeq lists its product as uncharacterized. The transcript is spliced from 2 exons. Lineage: Eukaryota; Viridiplantae; Streptophyta; Magnoliopsida; Magnoliales; Magnoliaceae. The coding region runs from base 1 to 468 and encodes 155 amino acids. The record is from RefSeq and is a predicted model, not a curated record.